Molecule: messenger RNA, 1459 nt
Organism: Triticum aestivum (bread wheat)
Lineage: Eukaryota; Viridiplantae; Streptophyta; Magnoliopsida; Poales; Poaceae
Product: kinesin-like protein KIF15
Exons: 4
Coding region: 58-1245 (395 amino acids)
Source: RefSeq, a predicted model, not a curated record
AUGAAAAAGUGAAAUAAUCUCCGUCGUCUCGUCUCGUAUUCUCUCCGACUCGAAUCCAUGAGCGGGGCCGGCGCGGCGCUGGCCUUGCCGGCAUUGGGCCUCUGCGGGGAGGACGGGAGGGCGGAGUGGCUGCGCUUCUACGAUCAGGUGGAGGCGCAGGUGGCGGCGCUGGUCGCCGACCGCCCGCAUCUACAUGCGACGAGGGGUGAGAGGGAGGAGGCCUGCAGGGCGAUACUUCUGGGGGGCAAGGACACGCUCGCCGAACUCCAAGAGGGUGAUCUGGAGGAUGUCAGAGCUUGUAGAGGUCUUCUUGCCCUACCAAGCACUGAAUCUAAGCCGAAGGAAGUUCAAGAUCAUCUAGAGCUUGGUGAAGACACCGGGGAUCAUGAGCACAGUGUAAAAGCGUUGAGAGCAAACCUUAGAAAACUGAAGGGAACUUUUGAGACCCUGAUGUCAAACAAGGAUAAGGAUAUUUAUUCAGUAAAAGUUGUCCUUUUGAACCAGUUGAAGACAAUGGAAAAGAACAGCACGCUCUUUGAGAACAAGAAACUAGAGGCAGCACAAGCUACUGAAGAAGUGCAGAAGCUUCAGCGGAACGUACAGGAGCUGCGCGUCGCAACCCAAAACAAGGACAAUGAGAUUGGCAGACUCCAUGCAGAAGCUCUCAUGGCUCAACAGAAGCUACAUGAAAUGGAUUCCUUGCUGAAGGAGAAAGAUGAAAGUAUUGAAAAGCUCCAUGCGGAAAACAUUGGAUUACGUGCUGUAAAGGAUUUUGUUUGGAGCCAGUUCCGGAUAAAGGAGCAGGAGCUGUUGGACCACGCCAUGCUUCUUAAGAACGAGUUAGUGGCGGCAGCACAAGCUACUGAAGCAGUGCAAAAGCUAGUAAAGGAAAAUCGCACAAUGGAGGCAGAAAUUGUUGAUUAUGGAAACAAGUUAUUGAUUCUAGAGGAUAAGCUAAAGGAGACGCGCUCCUUGGUGAAGGAGAAAGAUGAAGAAAUCCAAGAACUCAGAAAUCGCCAACCUGAGAUCACGAGUCUGAAGCGCAAGUGCGCCUCUUCCUUGUCAAAUGAGACUAGUAAAAGGCGCAGGAGGGAUAUCAUUGGGAUGCAUAUAUCUUCUAUUUGGCGAUGCAGGUCCGGCAGACAGUGUUUUGGACGUCGCACAGUGAGUCUCCCUUCACUCAACAUUUCCCACCCCAACUCCAUCUUUACACUGUGCACGCCAGAUCUACAUUCUUGUUGCUAAUCUCCUCAAGUUCUAGGGAAUUUCACUGGUUAAUCUCCUGCUAAACAAUCUUGUAGUGCCUUGUCUAGAACUGAGUAGAUCUAUGCCUUCUUGUUCCGUAUCUGCUAUCUGAGUUUUUUCUUUUCUGCACAAUGAUAUAUGCCUUGUGCGAUUAUAUCACCUCAAAAUGUUCUUGUACCUAUUCAGCACUUAGCGUUGCCUUGUACUAUCUUGU